This is a messenger RNA of Daphnia pulex (common water flea), 3953 nucleotides long. RefSeq lists its product as uncharacterized. Gene Ontology annotation, cellular component: Cul4-RING E3 ubiquitin ligase complex. Gene Ontology annotation, biological process: protein ubiquitination. The transcript has 10 exons. The record is from RefSeq and is a predicted model, not a curated record. Gene Ontology annotation, molecular function: protein binding. The coding region runs from base 14 to 1471 and encodes 485 amino acids. Lineage: Eukaryota; Metazoa; Arthropoda; Branchiopoda; Diplostraca; Daphniidae.
AGAACCAUUCAAAAUGCAAAGUAGUCACCGACAAAAAAACCGUCUUCCGUUAAACUUUAUUUUGCAACGGCAACAUACUUUAUCCACCAAUAUCUUGAAGAAUCUAAACUGGAAAAUCCUGAAAUCUCUCAUUACCUGGAAAGAAGGAUUUGCUCUGAAGGAAAUUAAAACUUUCCAGGGCGCCAAAAGCUGCAGAAGAAUCAUUUACAGUGAUGGUUAUCUUAUAAUUAAGGAUGUCUCUUCAUCAAACACCUUGAAAAUUUACAAUUUGAAUGGACAUGAUAGAAUACCGUUUCUGAAACAUAAAAUCUCUGACAAUGAAGAAUGGAAGGAUCGCAGUUAUGGAAUAAGUCCUGUGUUUCUUAAUUCUUCAAGCCAUAUUCCUCAUAAAGAUGGUUACAAAACAGGAUUAUACUAUAUCACUGCAAGGAAACUGCAUUUACUCACUCCUGAAAGUGGAGUUGUUGAUUUUGUAACUCUUCCUGAAGGUUAUCGGUUUUCCGAGCUUGCCGUUGAUGAUGAAACCAACACAUUAGCUGUUUCUUCAGUGAAGAAUCCCAAAGCAAAUACUUUGGUGGUCUUUGCUCUGUAUGAAUAUUAUCCUCGCCUGAAGUUUCAACAAACCUUACAGAUUCAAAAGUCUACUUUUGGGGCCUCAAUCACUGGAGCUGAAAUUAAUCAAGGAUUGCUUUUAACCUUGCACAAAUAUAACAAAGUCAAAGUCUACAGCCUUCCCACAGUUUGUCAACAGCAAGAAUUUUCCGCUUCUCCUGUACUUUUUGAAAUUCACACCUUCAACCACGUUAUGUUAAUUGGCACGACUCCUUACUAUUUAAUAAAGGCGACGCAUAUGAACUCAUUUUUUAUUCAGAACUUAGAAGACGGGAGAGCGCUAUGUUCAAUCGAAGGGAAACCAGAUUCGUUUGACCCUUAUAUUGGUUUUCAUCCUGACGCAUCUCCUCGGUUGAUCUUCACUGAUAACGGAACCCUACGGUUAUUUAACAUAAUCAAUAAAGAUGGGACGCCAUCGCUCGUUCCUGGGAGUCUUCAUGCACUUGAUGAUAUUGACGAAAGUGGGUCAAUUGACAACGUUUCUACUACUACAACCACAAGAACCGGGCGUACAGUCAAGAAACCUGCCCGCUCAUCUGUUUAUUCCCAUACAAGCGACGACGAUGAAACGACUCAAUUAACUUGGGACUAUGAAGACGAUCUCAACCUUUUGGGAGUGCUUUACGCUCGUCAAGUGAAUGAACGCAAUCCUUACUUAAAAUUAACUCUCGAUCUCGUGGAUUCGAAAAGUGGAAAGCGGCUGAGGAGGAUCGAAUUGGAUCGCAAAAUUCGAAUAGCUAAAUUUGAUAACCCCGAAAUAUAUCUGCGACUAGACGCUGAUCAGUGCCUCAUUUCUAUCUCAUGUGGCAGUUCAACAUCUAUUCUUGCAUUCCGUUUCAUCUCAACUGGCAGCAUUUGAUUUCUAAGCUUAGCAACUUUAGUUUUGAGAGCAGCGUGAGCGGCCAUAUGUCUGGCUCGAAGAGCGACAACUUCGGGAGUUUCAGUAGGAGCAAUCGGCAAAUCGUUUGACAUAACACGGUACCCUUUGGAAUCGGAUACGUAUGCAACGUUGAUCUCCCUCCCUUCCGGAUUCAUGUAAGCCCAACUUCCAAUCUGAAAUCCGUUUGCAUUCCGAACAUUGUAGGCAGCCUGUCCCAGAUAAGCGUAUCCAAAGACAUUUUUCCCGUUUUCAUUCCGAGAGUAAUAUUGCACAGAUAAAGGGGUGUAGGCCGUGCUGAUGAAACAGGUUUUACUGUUUGGAACCGUGCAAGGGGCGUAGGGCACGUCUCUGUUGUAUGUAGGUUUUGUAGAAGUUUCCAGGACGACGUAUGCGAAUAAGAUAAUGGCAGUAAUCUAAGUUCAUUAAAAUGGGAAAUUAAUUUGAUUUCUAUCAUUUUUCUCGUUUUUAACAACUUACAAAGGAAUUCAUCGUGGCUGAAGUGCUGUUGAUGGAACUAGAAGGAAUAGUAGACUGAUGGCUCACUGUGCAUUGUACUAGGUUUUAUAGGUCCGGAGUUUUCGUGAUUGGGUAGUAAAUUUGUUUCGCAAGUUAAGCAUACAUGAAAGCUUGAAAGGCCAUAGAACUUGACGAUCACAAGUCGCUUCAAGCUCGUCGAUAGGGAAAAACAUAUUCUCACCUCUUACCGCUGGCAAUCAAUUCCUCCGGCUUCACCUCUCGUUUUGUUUGAGGCAAUUUGCGUGGUUAGAUUUCCUUAAACAGCUUUCUUCCUGCAUUUGUCAUUUGUUUUGAAAUUGCUGACAUGGAAUAAUCAACACUAUAGUACAUAGAAACUCGAUACAAAUUCUGUCAACAUUCUCCUGUAGGGGGUCAUGAAAUUAUUGUGUCACUGCUUCACGUUCCCAAUUAAAUCUUAGUAGUUACGUACCUGCAAAGUAGCCUUCGUAGCAAAAGGGACCUUUUCUGAUUUAACGAUAUAAUUUAAUUUUCCCCUGAAUUAAUAGAAGAUUUGUACUGGAUAUUCGAAUUAGAUUCAUAUUUGAAGCAGACAUAUGGCAUUAGAACACAUUAAACUGAUAGCUUUUCUGAAAAUUUAAGUUCAAAAAUUAUUAAAAGUCCAUUUAGAACCCAACGUUAUUUAAAAGUCCAACCUCCAAUGCGUCACUUUUGAUGUAAAUUUCGAAAAAUUUACGUAACCUUUAAUUGUGUUGCGCAUUCUUGGCACUCUCCUUCCGGAGUUGUUUUAGGAAGGGGAUUAAUAGACUGGUCCGUGCAAGGAAACAUCGAUCAAAAAGAUUGCGCAUUAUGAAAGAAGUGAAAGGGUUACAUUUCUGCUUCAUUCAUACGUGGCCAUAGGAUAAUGCGAGAAUUUACAUGCACCAUAGUUUUCACUUUACACGGAAAUCGAAGCGUGCUACCGCAAAAGGGCGUUACUGACCAUAGUAUUUUGGUGGAAUUGCACCCUAUCCGUAGCGUUGCGUAGGUACGGAUACAAAGUCUAGACGACUGUCAUUUAAGUUGAACCACAAAGAAUUUACUUCAAUUUUUCAUAAAGCUAAUGAAAUAGAAAUCAAGUAAAUAAUACCCCAAUAAUUUAAUAAAUUAAGACACAAUUUUCAGUAAUACAACAGUUGUGACCACCACUACCAGUAGGUAUAACAAACAUUCAAUGGAAUGUGGGCAGUUAAAAACAAAAUUUCUUUAAUAGAAUCAAAAUAAAGCAAAUACGUGUUCAGUAGGAAGAUUUCCAUAAGUUCAAAUCCAGGCGAGGAAUAUCCUUUCCAUAACAAGGCAGCCAUGGAUUCCUAUUUGGAUUAAAAUUCUCAGCUUAAAUUUAUUGAAUAAAAGUUAACUUGACAAUCAGUUAUACAUUGGGGAUGGAGUCCAAAACACGUUGUGAGUCAUCCAGUCGACAGUAUCAGAUGUGUCGCACAUUACCCUGGCCAAACUCAUAGACCGAAUAGAAUCCAGUUGACCUAUCAUUGCGCAAAAAUAGUAAAUUACACGAGGAAAAUUUUAAGAUUAGGAGAGUUAGAACCUGGAGUAAACGAAUGCGGUUGUUUUCCAUUUUCGUAGAAGAACCGAUCACCGUCCUUUAGCCUAGCAAAUUGAUCAGCCAUGAUGCACGAAGUUACUGGGCCGACUAUUCCGCCCUUAAUAGACCAUUCCCCGAGUACACCAACAAACAAGUCCACGUCGUCGACGCUUUUGUACAAGUAUUUGAUCUUCUCCACCACCUGCAAAUUCGAAUUUAUUAAUUACCUUUAUCUGUUAAACCACGUUCAGCGAAAUUUACCGUAGGACGCAUGAAAGCUAGCAGUUCGUCAAAAUUAGCGGCUCGUUUGCUUCCGCAAGCUUCCAAGUAGAAGUUAUAACCAGCAAUUCCGUGAUCCCUUCCACGCCACAAGUUUGCACCGAUUAAAUCCAAACCCCAGCUUUGAUA